Messenger RNA from Exophiala dermatitidis NIH/UT8656, 5558 nucleotides. RefSeq lists its product as uncharacterized. The coding region runs from base 871 to 5316 and encodes 1481 amino acids. The transcript is spliced from 3 exons. The record is from RefSeq and is a predicted model, not a curated record. Lineage: Eukaryota; Fungi; Ascomycota; Eurotiomycetes; Chaetothyriales; Herpotrichiellaceae.
GCUCCAGGACCUACAGUGCCAGUGCCUAAUGAUCUCGAGCUUGUGUGUCUUUCUGUUACCGCUCUACACGCUUUUACCUCGCCUGUCCGUUAUAAGUUGUGCCUUUCUUUGCUUUCUGCUUGUGAAUGACUGCGGUUAUUACACCUUCUUUUCUAUUCCUCGCUAUAUGUGUUCUAUCUUCGCGAGUGGCGGUAAAGGGCACUCUUGCCGCCCCACCAACUGCAGCGGAGCAACAACUCGAUGUUGAGAAUUAUGCUCCUUAAUCUUCGAGAGGAAGGAUUCGUUGGAGAUGCCCGUCGUUAGGUUGGGAAAAUGGCGUUGUGGCAGCUCAUGAUGCUACCCGCGGCUAAAGAGGUCGGCGGCUGUCGGUUGGGGCAGAGGUUUGCCGUGUGGGAGAUGUGAGCACCGUGGAGCUGAGCCAUGGGAUGUCGAUGUAUUGGAUGCGCGACGAGGUAGUUAACUAUCUUCUUGUUCUUGCAUCCCAUUCAAGUGAAGGCAACGCAGCUGCAUGAUUUGGUCGUGAGAUCCAGGUGCCAGCGUCUGUUAAGCUGUUGAAGUUGGAGGAUCAUUGCUUGAGGAGACAGAUAGAGAGGCAGGCACUGUCUGCGCCACUGACCUGCGUCUUGCUGCACAUCUCUCUGCCUCAGGGUUUCUUCCAGUCCAUCCAGUCUCGCUGCCUCCAAGCCAACUGUCUAUUCUGCCCUCUCACUUCUUCGCAGGCCAACUCGGAGUUUUUGCUGGGUUCUGGCUGGAUUCCGUCAGAGCCACAACCCCUCGUCAAAGCGUUGAGAUUUUACCCUUGUUUCUGUAUUCUGUGCCGCUUUGUCCCCUUUCCCCUCUGUGUCUAUCUAUCCUUCAAACCUCAGUACCAUGUCCGAUCGCCCCUUGACCCGAACCCAAGUUCAUCCUCAAGAAGAUGUGCCGCAAGGCCAUCCGAAGGGGCCGGCUGUUCAACCUAAGGAUGACUUCAACUGUGAAAUCGUCCCUGAUGAUGACAUUGAAGUUUAUGAUCAUGCACUGAACGGGCCCCAAAGUCCUUCAGCCACUUCGGUUUCGAUAUCAGUUGACGAGACCCCCAUCUCUAAGAGCCUGGCCCAAGCCCGGGCUAAAUCCUACACAUCGAACCAACUUCCAACGGCUGCGUCAAAAUGUUUUCAGAGACCAAAGAUCUCAGCGCACAAGGCAGAGCUAACUGGGUUUUCGUUCAUGCCUGCAAACUUCAAACCGAUCGCCAUCAAGCCCUCACGGGAAGAGAAACCUGCAAUUCUACCGUUGCCACAACAAUGUGAAGCCACCGAAUUCCAAUAUGCGGCUCCGAGAUCAGUUUCGUCUGCUAGAACCGAGCGGCCUUUUGCUGUGCACGCCAAUGAGCCUGGCGAGACCUCUAAGGCUUGUGGCAAUGGCGAAGAUCAAGAGCGGCAUCCUUCAAGAAUCCAUCCAGGGGCUGAUCUUACCGAACGUAUCCCCACAAAAAUGACCCACCUCCCAGAGGCCUCUGAUCAGGGACAUCAAGAAGCAGAGGUAGAGUCUCAUCGACUCGCAGAUCAAUGCUCAUUGGAGGAUGCGGUGCCGCAAUCAGUGUCAAAAAUGGAGAUUGACGGAGACGAAUCGGAGACCGAGCAUAUGGAGAGCGAUUCUAAGCAAGUCAAGGCUGCUCCAUGUCAGCAAGAAACUGCAGCCGCGGACAGUCCUGGUCAGAAUGUCGUCGACGAGACAACAGAAGGCUCCAAUAUUGACACUCGGACUCCGUCAACGCCGUACACCCUUCGGCAACGGCAAGGCCAAGCCGGAAAAUCAUCCAUACAUGCAUCAAGGGUGCACAAGACGCCAGCACGGCACCCCGGACGGCACCAAGCACGCCAACUGCAGCUUCCAGUUAGACCGCGGCACACCAACGUCAGCCGUUCGCAACCGUCUGAAGAGGACCUGUUGUACAUUCUCAUGGCACGUGCCCGAGAAUCAUCCCGAGCCAUGAAUAGGCUAGCUUUCCUUGAAGAACAAAACCAACAACUUGCACGCGAGCAGGAGAUCAAGGAUCAAGCACUCGAGCAAGCGAUGGCCGCGCAGAGCGAGAGUGCACAACAGCAGGACACUCUCGCCCGGGCACUAGAAAAAUUCAAGGAGAAAUAUUACAAGCUGAAAAAGUGGGCUCUUGAGGCCAACAAGGAUUGUGAGGUCCUCCAGACCAAAGCACUGCAGUUCAAGGAAUUGCUAGGUAAUGUGAUCAAGGACAGGGAUGAAAUUCUUGCGCAGCUGCGAGAUGCCCGGUCUACGUCCGAAGCAGUCAGCAGCCGGAUAGAACACAUAUGGUCUGACGUCCAGGAUGUUACUGCUGUAACGCAGACAAACUUUUCCACGAUCGAACGGAUGGAUGGUAUCCUUGUGGCCCAAGAAGAGCAUCUACGCAGUGAAAAGCAAAGGUGCCGCAAGCUGGAGACACAUAUAGUGUUUCUGGAGCAUGAAAGAAACAAACGUGACGCUCGACUGCAGAUUCAAGCCAAGUCCCUGGAAGAAACAGUACAAGGUUUCUCAGACCGGGUUGGCGCUCUGGCAAACAGGAAAGCCAACGACGACAUGGAGAAAUCCUGGCUUAUGGAAUGCCAGACGAUGUUCCAAGGACUACUUGACAGAAGUAUGUGCACCAACUCCGCUAUGGAUGGUCUCAAAGACACUUUAAACUCUAUGAAGGAUCUUUUCAAUGCUCACACGACCACAAACUCCGAAUCCUUGCAAUCGGCGGUGGAAGCUCUCAAACACCAGCUGCAGCAAGACAUAUCAAAGCAAGCCGCUAAGCUCUCAUUGGAAGUUCAAUCCGGCAACAAAGAAGUUGUCCAAGCACGAGCAGAGAUUGCUCGGUUGCAACAGAAGUCAGAACAGGUCGAUGGCAUCCUCGAGCAUCUGCGGCAUGAUAAAACGGCUGCAGAAGACCGAGAGCAUUUCUUGCAAAACACCACUUCAAGAUUGAUGGAACAUUUGGGCGGAACCAGAGAAGCCAUGCAGAAGCAGUCUGUCGAAUUGCGUGGCGAGCUAAGUGCGCUUGUUACAAAGUGGGAGUCCGCCUGUUCUCAGUUGGCGGAAGGCAAGCGGCACAUAGCUGAGAUGGAGAAAGAGCUUGAGCGUGCGAAGCUGGAGCUGGCUGAGAGUGGCAAGAGUCGAAAACUGCUCGAGGAAGAACUCGACAAGCUCCGCGACGAAAUGGCUGACGCUCAACAACGUGCGGAACACGGUCAUAAAGACGAGGUGAAAUUGCUCGAGCUUCAGUUGGAAACUUUCAAAGAAGAAUUGGACUACCAGCGUCGCAAAAGGGAAACUGCGGAAGAAGACGUCCAAGCAAUGAGGCUAUUGCAGUCUGACAUGCAGCAGAGCCUUGAGAAAGCCGAAGCCGAAAAAAGCACUGCUCUCAAGGAAGGUCUCAGCUUGCAGAAGAAGGUGGAAGGACUAGAAGCAAGCCUAACACUGGCUCGUGUGAGUGAGGGUCUGCUGGAAGAAGCAAAGACUCGUCUGGAAGCGAAAACCACCGAAGUGGCCGAGCUGAAACAUGUUGUCAAGGACCACGAGAACCUGAAGAGAGACCUUUUGAAUCGUCAACGUGAGCUCAAUGCUAAAGACUCGGAAUUGAAGGCCUGUCAGGACCAACUUUGUGAGUUGCAAAACAAAUCCGGACGGCUGGAAGAACAGAUCAGGGAGCAGCAGAAGCUCCUGAAGGAGAAGGACCAGCUACAAGUCGAACUAACAGCAAGCCGGCUAGAGCUGGUUGGCAUGGCGAACCUGAAGCAAGAACUUGAACACCACGUCGCGAGUAUUGCCAGAUUACAGUCGGCUCUUGCUAUCGCGGAGAAGGACGCCGCUGAAGCGAGCCACCUCAAGGCACACAACUCCUCGCUGAAUGACCAGAUUGACACCCUUACAUUAGAUCUCAAGGCCGCCCAAGAACAAAACGAGCAAAUCACUACUCUUAAGGCGACCGCUGAGCGGAUGGAAGACGAGAUCGCAGCUCUCAAGGCGACAUCGGAGCAAAAAGAAGAUGAGAUCAUAGCUCUCAAGGCGACAGCUGAGCAGAAGGAAGCCGAGAUUGACACUCUCAAGGCAACGUCUGAGCAAAAGGAAGACGAGAUCACAACGCUCAAAGGAACAGCUGAGCAGAGGGAAGCCGAGAUCAACAAUCUGAAAGAGAGGCUCGAGUUGUUCGAUACACAAGCGGAUGCACUCCAGAGCGCCAAGGAAGAACUGCAGCGCAAGGAGGAGAAUAUUGCAACCAUUCAGCAGCAAGUAUUGACACUCGAGGGUGCUCUGUCCAAAGCCAUGCUACACAAGGAAACGAAUCCCCCGGAAAGUACGAGAAGAGUUGCGGAUCGCUCAGGUAGCCGGGUCGGGCUGUCUAACAAUGGCCCCGUUGUGGCACAUGGCCUCGUCAUGGCAUCAUCUCCCGGUGUUGGAGAGGACACAGCCUGUGCGUUUCCACAACAAUUGACUGGGCCCUCGGUCAUACCUGAGACUCAGUCCGCAACUCUUCAGGAAAAUGAACAGUACCAAGUUGAGUCUGCGACACAAAGGCCCCAGCAACACGAUGAUGCCACCUCCGAACUGAGCGAGUAUACCAGUAAUGCCUCAGACCAUGAACCUGGAGUUAAUAACAUUAUCCGCAAGAAAAAUACCAAUAUGCGUGCUGGAAGGCAAAAGCAGAAAAACACCCAACCUGGGAACAGUCAAACCAAAGGUCAUUGUCAACUUACCGGACGCACUCCGUCCAGCUCUUAUGGCUCACAGAAUGACCAAAUGUUGCUGGACCAAAUGGCCCAAGAGGAGGAUUCGCUUGAGGAGAUCUCACGUCUUUUGUCCGAAGCUGGUGACGAUGAAGAUAGUCUAUCUUGGGAUAGGAGUGCGUCAAAAUCGGGCCGAAGCCCGAGGCCAGUGACAAGAAGUUCUCAGACACGUCGACCUGCCAUGACACCUACUCCGGACACAAGUCCAGGAACAAAUACACCAAGGGAGUCCACGCCUGCCGUCAUGAGAGAACGCUACCCGCCGAAUUCGGCGGCGAAAAGAAAAGUGGACAAUGACGACAAAGAUACCCAGCAAGAGCGAACGCGCCGACUGAAGCGCAGACCUGCGAACCUCGAAAUCAGACCGCCGCGCAGUUCGGCUCCGAAACCCCCAUCAGGAGAACAAAAUGGCUCGGGAGUUACUCUGAACUACAGAAAGAGCAGUAGCGUGGUGGGAACCAAUGCUCCAGCUCCAGGGAAAGGUCAACGGUCGUCCAAACCAGCCAGGAGAGGGUCUCGACAGGACAAAUAUAACAAUCGGUUUGCUGCAUAACUGGGGAGAAGCAAAGAUUGAGAAGCGUCAUGAAGUGCAAUUUGGUAGUCAUUGAGUAUCUGAUACGGAUCAAAAGGAGAAUGAGUUGCAUGCGAUUUUGGGGAACAAAAGGCUCAACGUCGGGUUCUUGAUGGGUUUGCUGGUUGAGCAGGUACACGGAGUGGCCAUAGACAUACUAGCUAACGGCAGAUUUGAGUUUCCGCUAUGCAAUUAAGAUGGUCAUUUGUGAAAUCAAACUGUGG